Messenger RNA from Bacidia gigantensis, 4167 nucleotides. RefSeq lists its product as uncharacterized. The record is from RefSeq and is a predicted model, not a curated record. Lineage: Eukaryota; Fungi; Ascomycota; Lecanoromycetes; Lecanorales; Ramalinaceae. The transcript has a single exon. Bases 1 to 4167 code for a protein of 1388 amino acids.
AUGUCGCUUGACAACAACGGUAAUUAUCCAGUCGUCGCGCGGUACAAGCUCAAGGACGGUAAGACAAUGAACUUACGGCGCAGAGAUUCCAGUGACGUAGCAAAUGCCAAACGCGCCUCCAUGACGUCUCCGCAAAAGCCUGAUGUAGCAUCCUCUCAAAGGCCAUCUCUAGCCCCUCAACCUUCAACGCCUUCAAGGCGAUUGUCAAACUCGACAACGAGGUCGCAAGGCGCGCCUUAUGACGCCGACGUAUCCAGCGUAGGCUCCAGAAGUAGAGCGCCAAAGCUUCCCCCAAGGCAAAGUAGCGCUGGUGCCUCCCCCGGUGGAACGUCGCGAAGACCUUCUCUGGCGCCUCGGCAAUCAUCCAUGUCAGCUUCAAAGUCAGCGUUGGCUCGGUCUGAUGCUUCCAGUAUAGGGUCGAGAGAUAAGCCUCCAAAGCUGCCACCAAGACCUCCAAGAAGGCCUUCUGGUUUAAGCAAAGCUCCGUCCAAUGUGAAAAACAACUCGCCCACCAAAGGGACCUUUACUUCAAAUCAGUCGACAUCAGAUAAACUAGCCCCUUCCGCAAAGAAUCGCCCUACUGAUUCUAAAAAGCCGUCCGCAGCAUCGAAUGCUGCAUCGAAAGCGCCAGCCCUUCAGAGGUCAACUGCUGCGGGUACGUCUGAUCCUCAGAAGAAGCCAUCGAAGAAGGCUUCGAGCCUGAAUAAAAGUCCUGCUCCGGCGCAGGAUAGUAAGCCCAAACGGCCGCAGCAAGCGCCCAAGAAAAGUUCGCAGACCGAGAAACCAAGGCCACCGCUCAAAUCCACGCCUUCCGGGCGAAGGGUUUCUUUCCAAGAUGAGGUCGAAAGAUCAUCAAAGACAAAGGAUGACGGGUCUAAAUUACCCAAAGUAUCUGAAGAAGGGUCUAAGCAAGAGGAGAACUCGUACAGGAAGCACCUUCCCAGAGCCAAGUUACCAGAGUCUUCAAAGCCAUCCAAACGCACACCUACAGGAAACGGCAAUAAGGACUCCCUCGCGAGAUCCGAACCUUCGAAGAAUGCUGUUUCCAAGAAGCCCUCAAAGAAAGUCCGGAAUUCCAAGGAUUUAACGGAGCCGAAGGAAGUCUCCCAACCACCAAUGGAACCUGAUAUUGGUGCAAACAAACCCAGAAAUACCGCCAAGAAGGAUGGGAAACUUCAGAAAGGAGCCAGUAAACUCGCCGAGAAUGAUCGCGAUCUGAAAUCAAUCUUAACCGAGGGACAAUGCGGAGAUGUGACACUACUCAUUGCUGACAUCACGAAACAGAUGAGGAGCGACAUAGAAAGCCAUUUUGAUGCACAGAAAGGGCUUCAUCUGAUCAAAGAUGACAAUGGCAGUGAUGACAUUCUGGAAAAGGACCUUGAUUUCGAUCCUGGAACUGUAGAUGUGGAUGCCUACGAGAAGGAACGUAAACUUCGCGAUCAAAAAGAAAAAGAGCUUUCUAGACCGGAAAACAAGAAAUUGAAAGAAACUAAUCUGGAGUGGUUCGAUGAAUGGCGAGAGGUUGUCAUAUUACGCGUUGGCGAAGCUGUAAAUUCGAAGAAAGUAGCAUCUGCGCAGAAGGAGAAGGCAUCGCCAAAACCAACGAAUACCACCCGUCAAGGGCAAAGGCUUCAGAAAGUCGAUGCAGGGACCAAAACAUCAAGCAACAUGGGCCCAAAGCUCGAGGAUAUCUACCCACGAAUCCAAAAUCCCCUAACCAAACUACCCAUGAAAACGCGAAGCCUUGUCCUGCACUCGAUAUUGCUCUUACUUCUCAGCUUGGAACGCUACAAUGCGUCUUCAAGAGUGCUUCUGUUGUACUUGACCUCAAGUCUCAAAAUUGGGCUUAAUGGCCUACAAGCAGAUGAGGAGAAAGUUGCGCAAGGGCUUUUGAACGCAGCAAAGCAAAUGACAGCAGAUGAGGAAGCGAGCAAACGCCUUGGGGAGAGCGAAAACUCCUCUCGCAAGUGGAAAAUCCGCCUUGCAAGCGCCGCUGGAGCCGCUGUUAUUGGCUAUACAGGGGGCCUAGCUGCUCCAAUGAUUGCUGCCGGAGUGGGAUCGUUAAUGGGAGAGCUUGGACUCGGAGCUACAGCAGCUGCAGGUUAUCUUGGAUCAGUGGCUUCGAGCGCAACAGUCGUUGGGGGGCUAUUUGGAGCCUAUGGCGGUCGCAUGACAGGACAAGCCAUGGAGAAUAUCUCUGCUGGAGUUCAUGACUUUGCUUUCUUACCUAUUCACGGCGAGAGAACGGAGCACCAGGGAGAGAGCCUCGAUGCAGCGACGACCACGCGACGGUUGCGCGUGGUUGUUGCAAUCUCUGGCUGGUUGCUGGAGAAGGAAGAGAUCGUUACGCCUUGGAAGGUCUUGAAACCGUCUGCUGAGGUUUUCGCAUUGCGCUUCGAAUUAGAAACCCUCUUGAACCUCGGACAAAGCUUCGAUACGAUGCUUCAGAGUGCAGUAUAUGGCUAUGCGCAGUCCGCAGUAAUCAAGCGCACUGUGUUUGCAGAGCUUCUGGGUGGCAUGACGUGGCCUAUGGCAUUGACUAAGGUGGCUCGCGUCGUCGACAAUCCUUUCAAUUUAGCCAAAACCCGUGCCGAUAAAGCUGGACAGGUUCUCGCAGACGCUAUAGUGAACCGUGUACAGGGCGAGAGGCCAGUCACCCUCAUUGGCUAUUCGCUUGGCGCCAGGGUGAUCUUCUCCUGCUUGACAUCUCUCGCGAAGCGAAGAGCCUUUGGCCUUGUCGAAUCGGCCGUAAUGAUGGGUGCUCCGAUCACAUCGGCUACAACCGACUGGCGGCUGAUGCGAUCUGCUGUGAGUGGCCGCCUGGUCAACGUCUAUUCAGAGAAUGACUAUCUGCUGGCUUUCUUAUACAGAGCGUCUAGCUUGCAUUACGGGGUAGCUGGACUUGUACCCGUGACUGGCCUCGCUGGCGUCGAAAAUGUCGAUGUUACUGAGACCGUGUCUGGUCACCUUCGAUACCGCUAUCUGGUUGGAUCGAUACUGCAAAAAAUACGUUUUGAGGACAUUGACAAGGAUGAAGUGGCCAAGGAAGCUGUUGCGUUCGAGGCUAUCCUAGAAGAAGAGGCGAAGCGUACUUACUAUGAGCAAGCUGGUGAGCUUUACGAGAAUUAUAAAGGCAAGAAGCCCCAGUACAAGAAAAAGGAGCCAAAGAAGAAAGACACGGAAGUCACGGAUGCGGAUGCGGAGAAGCAGGCUGCUGCCAUGGAAAAGACAGUGGACGAAAAAACUCAAUCAAGUCUCAUGCAGUGGGCAGCCGAGCAGCUCUUCUUAUCAAGUCCUUCGGUAGAUAAAGCGAAGUAUGAGAAGGCCAAGAAAGCAGACUGGAAGAAUGAAGCACAACGCAAGUCUUACUAUCAGUGGGCAAAAGAGGCAACUUAUCUCUCCCGCUCUGGCGGCGCCGAGGGAGAGAAAAAGGCGAAGGAGAAGCAAGCAAAAGCUGAAACAAAAUUGAAGGAAGCAACGGAGGGGCAGACACAGGAUGGUCCCAAAGAGGAUGAAGACAACCAGGGGGGCGCAGAGUCAAAGGAUAAAGCCCAGGGGCUACCUGCUGAAAAACCAGGCUAUUUUGCUACCGCAGCCGGCUACAUACCAUCAGGCUAUGUUCCUAGCAUUAGAUCAGCACCUGCCGAAAAGGCCACCGAAGAACCGGACAACAACUUGCCGCAGGAGGUCUCGGCGGACGCUGCUGCCGAGGAGGCCAAAGGAUAUACGUCGUACCUGCCUUCCUUCGGCGGAAAAGGGAGUUCCAAGGGUGAAAAGAAAGAGGAAAUCCCUAAUGAAACUCGUGCAGAAAAUUCAGACGAUGUCCAGGUAGAGGAUGCACAAGCAACACCGCAAGAGGCGCAAUCCAAUCAUCCCUCCAAUAGCGAAGAUACUGUACGGGAGAACGACUUCACUACCGAUACUGAGGGCGGGGCUGCGACCGACGGAGAAGAUCCAUUCGUUGAUCGACCUAGUGAACCUCAGGCUACUGCAGGUGGCCAAUCGACAAACGACGAAGAAGAGCCGAAAAGUGAGGAUACUAAGGAUAAGCUUAAGCAUACUGAGCAAGAAACAGAAACUCAGGACACAACCGAAGCGGCUUCGGAGGAGACACCAAGAUCGAAGAAUCCAAAGGCUGACACCGAGGAUCAAAACAACCACGAGUGA